Messenger RNA from Prosopis cineraria, 1181 nucleotides. Its product is annotated as transcription factor ORG2-like. The coding region runs from base 40 to 813 and encodes 257 amino acids. Lineage: Eukaryota; Viridiplantae; Streptophyta; Magnoliopsida; Fabales; Fabaceae. Gene Ontology annotation, cellular component: RNA polymerase II transcription regulator complex. The record is from RefSeq and is a predicted model, not a curated record. Gene Ontology annotation, molecular function: RNA polymerase II transcription regulatory region sequence-specific DNA binding; protein dimerization activity; DNA-binding transcription factor activity, RNA polymerase II-specific. The transcript is spliced from 3 exons. Gene Ontology annotation, biological process: regulation of transcription by RNA polymerase II.
UUACCGAUAACUUGUUAACAGCUCCUAACUAAUCCCAGGAUGUUGGCUUUGUCGCCUUCUCUGCUCGCACCCAUUGAGUGGGCCUUGGAGGAACCCACGAGUCAUAAUGAUCAGAACUUGUUUUACAAAGACGGAUCAGCUACUCUUCAGUUCAGUUGCUCGCCACCAGAUCAUCAGGUUCAGGCUGAGGCUGAGGAGGUUCAGAGAUCUACGCCAGUAUCGCUUGCCGUAAGCGGAGACCCUACCAUGGUCAAAAAGCUUAACCACAAUGCUACUGAACGCGAUCGUCGCAAGAAGAUCAACAGCUUGUAUUCCUCGCUUUGUUCAAUGCUUCCUUUGACUGAUCAACCGAAAAAGUUAAGCAUUCCGGCAACAAUUUCACGAGUCCUAAAGUACAUACCGGAGCUACAGCGGCAAGUGGAAGGGCUUGUCAAGAAAAAGGAGGAGCUGUUGUUGAGAAUCUCUCCGGUAGGAGACGCGGCAUGCCAAGAAUCUCGUAGGAAAAUGGCUCAUCGCUGCGCUGCAACUUCUUGUGUAGUUUCAACGAGAAGGCUCAAUGAUAAUGAAGCUGUUAUUCAGAUUUCCUCUGACAAGCUCCACAGAACUCCUUUCUCUGAGAUAUUGCUGUGUUUAGAAAAGGAAGGGCUUUUACCGCUAAAUGCUUCGACCAUUGCGACCUCUGGACAAAGGAUCUUCUAUAACUUGCACUUGCAGAUGGAUGAAACUUGUAGAAUAGAGCUAGAAAUUCUAAGCGAGAACCUUUUGUCAAUAUAUGAGAAGGAAGGGAAUUUUCAAUGUUUCUCAAUCUCAUGAUAACCUCAUGGCUUGGGAGCCCCCAUAUGUAAUGAGAUCUGAUGCUGCCUUAAAAUCUCUGUACAUGUUGUGGAAGCAUUUUUGCAAAGAAAGCAAAUGGGAGAUGUCUUAAAAUGUGGACUUCAUGUUAAUUGGAUUCAAAAUAAUGAGAUAAUAUGAACAGAACAUUUUCUGAAGGUUGCGAUUUGUUUAGCAUAUAUAAUAACUUGAUCAGUGUACGUAGGUAUCCAACUUAUGAUUACAAGAACAGUGGGAUCAAAUAGAACUCCCAAAUGCAUAGGUUUAAUUUUAGGAAUGAAUAGUACAUAAGCUGGCCUGGUCUGGCCGUUUGCUAAUUAUAACAAUAUGUCCGGACCUUGUUAAUGUUA